Aspergillus ibericus CBS 121593 is the source of this 915-nucleotide messenger RNA. Its product is annotated as NmrA-like family protein. The transcript is spliced from 2 exons. The coding region runs from base 1 to 915 and encodes 304 amino acids. The record is from RefSeq and is a predicted model, not a curated record. Lineage: Eukaryota; Fungi; Ascomycota; Eurotiomycetes; Eurotiales; Aspergillaceae.
AUGACUAUUGCGCUACUCAUCACCGGAGCCACAGGCAACCAAGGCGGCGCGGUCAUCAACGCCUUGCUCGCCCAGGACGCCGAUGUCGAGAUCCUCGCCGUGACACGCAACCCGCAGUCAGGCACCUCGCAGAAGCUGACCGAGAAAUCCCCCAAGAUUAAACUAGUCCAGGGCGACCUUGAUCAUCCGGCCGAGAUUUUCGAGAAUGCGAAGAAAGUUACUGCCUUGCCUAUCACUGGGGUGUUUAGCGUCCAGACUCCCAUGGCCAAAGGCCAAAAUGUGACCAAGGAAGAACAGCAAGGCAAGGCCUUGAUCGACGAGUCCAUCAAGCACGAAGUCAAACAAUUCGUCUACAGCUCCGUCGACCGCGGUGGUGACGCCUCCACCGACAACCCAACCAACAUCCCCCAUUUCAUCAGCAAGCAUCGUAUCGAGCACCAUCUGUUCGAGAAAACGAAGACGGGGGCCAUGGACUGGACGGUUCUUCGACCGGUCUUCUUCUUCGAAAAUCUGGUCCCGACCUUCGUGGGCAAGGUGAGCGCCACGGCCUUUGAUGCCUACCUGCAGGGCAAACCCUUGCAGUGCAUCGCGGUCAGCGAUAUCGGGGUUUUUGCGGCCAAGGCUUUUCUGGAGCCGCAGCGAUAUAAGAACCAGUGUCUGUCUCUGGCGGGGGAUGAUAUGACGUAUGAGCAUAUGCAGAAGACCUUCAAGGCGAAGACGGGGAAGAAUAUGCCCACCACGUAUCGGGUCGUUUGUUACCUACUGAUGUGGAUGGUCAGUGACUUGCGCGUCAUGUUUAACUGGUUCUAUGAACAUGGGUAUGGGGCGGAUAUCCAAGGGCUGAGGAAGAUGCAUCCCGGAUUGAAGAAUUUCGAGGCCUGGUUGGAGCACGAUAGUCAGUGGAUGACGAGUUGA